AACGUACUAAUAAAUAAAACUUAUUAUUGGUUUCGAAAUAAUUUAUAGAUAUAAAUGUUGUUUGUAUUGCAUACAUUAAGUAUAUUCAACCCGUAUCUGAUCAUCCGACCGCAACCAAGUUGACUACUAUCACCAACUAUCACAAUAAAAUAAUGUUAUAGGUUAAUUUUAUAUUUUAAAUUAUGAACAUGCAAGGAUUCUCCUCAACAAUCUCCACAGAGCCUGGUCUGAGCCGCAACAAUGAGUUCUACUUUGGUCUUGUCCUGGCAAUCUCAUCAACAGCUUUUAUUGGUUCCAGUUUUGUGAUAAAGAAAAUUGGAUUGAUUAGGCUAAACCGUAGGGGGGCUUUGAGGGCAGGUUCUGGUGGUUUUGGGUACCUGAGAGAUUGGAUUUGGUGGCUCGGCUUAAUAACAAUGGGUGCUGGGGAAUUAGCCAAUUUUGCAGCAUAUGCUUUUUCACCUGCAUCAUUGGUUACACCAUUGGGUGCACUAAGUGUUUUGGUGUCAGCUAUUUUGGCUUCUAAAUAUUUAAAUGAAAAUCUUAAUUUGCUGGGAAAGUUGGGAUGUGUUCUGUGUAUAUUGGGUUCAACUGUGAUUGUGAUACAUUCACCAAAAGAGGAGACUGUGGAGAGUUUGGAUGUGCUAAUGGAAAGAUUGAGGACAUCAGGAUUUGUUGUUUACUGUGUUAUCAUUGUAAGCCUUUCGUUUGUGAUUAGCUUUUACUUGGGACCAAAGUAUGGUGAUCAGAAUGUUUUGAUUUACAUUGCACUGUGUUCAGGGAUUGGGAGUUUGACUGUGGUUUCGUGCAAGGGUCUUGGUUUAGCCUUGAAACAGUUCUUCGCUGGAGUAGAAGAUUCCAAUGGUUGGUUGAUGUACCUUUUCUUUAUUACUGUAGUGAUUUGUAUUAUCAUUCAGAUGAAUUACUUGAACAAAGCGUUGGACUUGUUUGAUGCUAGCGUAGUGACGCCAGUUUACUAUGUUUUCUUUACUACUCUCGUUAUCAUUGCUUCAAGCAUUGUUUUCAACGAGUGGAGCAGUUUAGAGGGCGAAGAUAUUUUGGGGAACUUGUGCGGAUUUCUGAUUGUCAUAAUCGCAAUUUUUAUGUUGAACGGUUUCAAAGACGGAUUGCCGCCCAGACAUAAGAGCGAUGAGAACCUACGAUCUGAUCGGUAUCAGGGCUAUCAAAGUAUACUGACGCGGAGCAUUUAAAAUCUCUUCACACUUCAAUUGUAUUACCGUACUUGUGCUUUGUCUUUUUUGAUAAUACUUAAGCGGUGAAGACUUUGAUGAAGGUUGUUAAAAGUUGAACUAAAUUAAUUCAUAGAAAGGAGCAAAUAGAACUUGCGGUUUGAUUUUUAUCAAUACUAUCAGAGAGUACUAAUACCUAAAUCCCUCCAAUUAUAUUAAUUAUAUAAAAUUAAGUUGUAUAAAUUAUAUAAUAUUAUUUAAGUAA
Molecule: messenger RNA, 1452 nt
Organism: Nicrophorus vespilloides
Lineage: Eukaryota; Metazoa; Arthropoda; Insecta; Coleoptera; Silphidae
Gene: spict
Product: magnesium transporter NIPA2
Biological process (GO): magnesium ion transport
Cellular component (GO): membrane
Molecular function (GO): magnesium ion transmembrane transporter activity
Source: RefSeq, a predicted model, not a curated record